Messenger RNA from Phodopus roborovskii (desert hamster), 5610 nucleotides. Its product is annotated as zinc finger protein 568-like. Lineage: Eukaryota; Metazoa; Chordata; Mammalia; Rodentia; Cricetidae. The transcript is spliced from 2 exons. Bases 1 to 1623 code for a protein of 540 amino acids. The record is from RefSeq and is a predicted model, not a curated record.
AUGGUUGUCCGAGGAAGGACAUGGGUGCAGCAAGAGGACCUAAGGUCCAGGAGGGAGGGGGCGGCACGGCGGCGGGAACAGCGGUGCAUGGAGGACGUGAGUUUAGUGAAUGUCAGCAAGAAGCUAUGGAGGAUUCGGGAUGAUCAGAUGCUCAGCCUAACUUACAGAGCUGAGAACCAAACUGAGGACCUGUAUUGGGUGUCCCCCAAAUCUGUACUCCCAAAGUACGGUCACAAAACUAAAUCACUGCAACAAAAGGUGGCAAAAAAACAUACGCACCCCAACAUUGAGGACAGCAGGGCCAAAGGUAACAGAGAAACCACAGGCCGCUUGGAGAGGCAGCAGGACCAUCAGGAGGGACAUUUGCGACAAGCUGGAGUGACCCCCGUUGAGAGGCCCAGUCCCAUCCAGUGCACAGUCCACAAAGAAGCUCACGCUGGAGGGAAACCCUGUGAAUGCAAGAAAUGUAAGAAAACGUUCAUGUGCCGAUGGUGUCUCACUGAGCAUGAGCAAACUCACAACAAGGGGAAAAGUAUCCAGUGUGCACAAUGUAGGAAGGUCUUUAACUGCAGGUCAGACUUAACUAUGCAUCAAAGACUUCACGAGAGCAGAAAGGGCAAUGAAAAUAAGAAAAGUGUUACUUGUGGUUCUGAUGCUUUGAAACCUCAGAGCACUCACAGUAGUGAGAAACCUCAUAAGUGUAAGGAAUGUGGGAAAGGCUUCCAUUCUACCUCACAGCUCAGUCACCAUCAAAAGCUGCAUAUAGGUGAGAAGCCCUACAAGUGUAAGGAGUGUGGGAAGGCCUUCCCCUCUAUUGCACAGCUUAGUCUUCACCAGAGAGUGCACACUGAUGAGAAGUGCUUUGAGUGUAAGGAGUGUGGGAAAGCCUUCACCCGCCCGUCACAUCUUCUUCGUCACCAGCGAAUCCACACUGGUGAGAAGCCUCACAUGUGUAAGGAAUGCGGGAAGGCCUUUCGUUAUGACACACAGCUCAGUCUUCAUCAGCUCACUCAUGCUGGGGCUAGGCGCUAUGAGUGUAAGGACUGUGACAAAGUGUAUAGCUGUGCCUCUCAACUCACUCUCCAUCAGAUGGUUCACACUGGGGAGAAGCCCCACAAGUGUAAAGAGUGUGGGAAAGGCUUUAUCUCUGACUCACACCUUCUUCGACAUCAGAGUGUUCAUACUGGCGAGAAGCCCUAUAAAUGUAAGGAAUGUGGCAAAGGCUUUCGUCGUGGCACAGAACUUGUCCGACAUCAGAGAGCCCAUACUGGGGAUAAGCCCUAUAAAUGUAAGGAGUGUGGAAAGUCCUUUACUUGUACCACAGAACUCCUUAGACAUCAAAAAGUUCACACCGGCGAGAGACCCCACAAAUGUAAGGAGUGUGGGAAGGCUUUCAUUCGAAGGUCAGAGCUAACGCAUCAUGAAAGAAGCCACAGCGGUGAAAAACCCUAUGAGUGUAAGGAGUGUGGGAAGACCUUUGGCCGUGGUUCUGAGCUUAGUCGACACCAGAAAAUCCAUACUGGCGAGAAGCCUUACAAAUGUAAGCAGUGUGGGAAGGCCUUCAUUCGUGGCUCCCACCUUACCCAGCAUCAGAGAAUUCAUGCAGGACGGAGGAGUGAAUGAGGGAACACCGCCAUCAGAAAGUCCAUACAGUUAGAAGUCCCUGUGAUGGCUAACACAUCAUAGGGUUUCUCAUUAGCACUGGCAUCCAUACUCAGACCAGUUAGGGCCACAAAUGAUUGGAUACUGGUCACCAGUAAGAAACUUUACAGUUACAGAAAUGGUGGUGACUUACUUGUUCCAGAGUUUACCGUGAGGCUUUAGUUUAUGAAAAACUGGGAAGUCACAUGAAUGUAAUAAAAGUAGGAUUGUCCUUUCAGUGGUCCAGAGCCAAAUAAUGCCUCAGGGAAUUCACACCAGGGACAAACUGAGGAGGCGGUAACAUCAGAGAAAUUAGUUGUUAGCCUCAGGAAAGAAUUCAUAAUCAUACAAAUGGAAUCUUUCAUACUUAAGGCCACAUUUUCUAUUAAAAGUACAGCACAUUCUUCGUAUUUUAUGAAAUAUUUUUGAGUUUAUUCUAUAAAGGAAGUGUGGGAAAGACUUAACCAUGUUUAUUUUUUACUCCCCCUUAUUAAGAGUUUGCACAGGGUAAAUUACUUACUAACUUUUAAAUUCUUUUAUAAAUUAGCAAUGGUAACAUCAUGUGUCUAGUUGUACUGUGAGGAUGUGUUUAGUUUGUGGAAUAGCCAAAUGCAGCAAGGCAUGGUGGUGCAUGCCUGUAAUACAAGCACCUGGGAGCCAAAGGCAAGAGGAACACAAGUUUGAGGCUAGCUUGAAGAAUGUCUCGAAGAAAAAAAAAAGUAUGCCAAAGAUAGCUGCUUUCUUUGUUAUUUUCAAAAGUGUGAACUUUUAUAUAACAGCCUUAUAAAGGAAAGCCUUACACAUCCAGUGGUUGGAGGGACAUUUUGCAUUGACUGCUUCAGAACCCUUUUGAAGACAAACUGGAAGCUUUCAUUUGUACUUUGCCCUUCUGCCAGUCAGAAGGCUCACAGUUGCAGUGCAGCCCAGUUGCUGGGAGGUGGGGAGAUUUUGAUGCCAGAAGUGUUGUGUAUGCGAUGAAGGUGAAAUUGAAAUUAAGUAGGCUGGAUGGACAAGCAGAGGCUGUGGGUUUUGCCUGUCUGCAGGCGUUACCAUUCCCCUCUGCAGUGUUGCCAAGCACUUACAGUCUGGUCCUCUCAGUGGUGCGCUUGGUCUCCUGUGUAAUAGAGGAUCUGAGCAGGAGUCCACAGUGGGCUUAAGUAACAAGACAUGGGAAUGGUCUCAGCUGCAGGGAGCGCAUCUCUACCGACAGGUGGCGCCUGAUUUGUAUUGUAAUCAAAAGGGUGUGAGGCUGAGGCUGUCACAGGAAUACAUUGUCAUUGACAUUGUGGCUUCACACAACCAUGAAUCACCCUUUCUCUGAACUUGCAGAAUAAGAAAUGCAUAUAUUGAAAAUUAAUACUCAGCUCUUUACAGUAUACCUAACUCUUGGAAAAUUACCAUUUAAGAUAUUUUUACAUAUAUAUUCAGUUUCAAUAAGAUAUGGUGCUCAUUAUAUAUUCUGCUUUUGUAGUAUAUGACAUAGAGAAGCAUUAUUUUCCAAAGUAUUUUCUUAGCCAUAUUAUUGAAAUAUGUAUUCACUUUUGAUUUAGUAAGAUAUAGGAUGUUUACUUAUAGCAUUUGAUAGUGUAUUUUUAUAUCCUACUUUUUACAAUAUAUCUUAAAUCCUGGACAAGUAUUGUUUUCCUGAAUGAAGUUUCCUGAAUGAAGAACCUGCUUAAGGAACUGCACUAAUUCCUCUAAAACUGAGUCAUCUGACAGCUAAAAAAAAAAAAAAAAAUCUUCUACCUCUUCAGGACACAGGCACUCACCGCUGUGAAGGGAGCAAGCAUUUUUACCAAAUCUAGUCAGCUGUUUACAAACUUAUUGUACUUAAUAGACUAGCAAGUCUGAUCAGAAGCCAGUAAAAGAGGAACAUGGUGCUUUGUGCAGAUGUGUUUGUAGACAUGCUAAUAAGUAAACUUGUGAGUAAUAAAGCAGCUGGUGCCUGCUGUGAGGGGAAGUGGCCUCCCUGUCCACACACAGACUUCCACUUGAGAAUAGUCUCUGUCUGGUGCAGUUCAUCUGCCUCUCAUUGUAGCAUUAUGCUAAUCAGCAGACAGACUACUGCUGACAGUUUAUAACAGAAUUCAGGUAGCAAGUGGGUGUGUCGUGUGCACACGUGUGUGGAGGCCAGAGGUCGGCCUAAGAUGUCCUGCCUCAGGAGCCACCCACUUUGGGUUUUUGGUGCAGGACCUCAUGAGGAGCUGGGGCUCACCAGUUGGGCUCAGCUGGCUGAGCAGUGAAGCCCGGGGACCCGUUUGGUCCAGUAUCCUUAGCGUUGGAAUUAAAAGCAGGUGCCACAUCGCCCAGCUUUUUCAUGUGGGCUUUGGGAGAUUUGGAACUCGGGUUCUCAUGCCCAGCGAGCUCUUUACUGACUGAGCCAUCUCUCAGCCCAUCGAGAAUUUUUUAAAAGGGGGAAUUGAUUACUGAAUUUUAAUCUGCACUGGUAUAUUAAUUUAAUAAAUCUAAAAUUUAUUCUAAAAAGAGAGCUUGCACAUUUUUAUAGGAAUUAAUUAAAGCAGUUUUUAAAACGGUGAUAGUAGUACUGAAUUCAGUGUUGGAAGAUAGCUCUUUAAUGUUCUGCUCAAGACUUGAAUGUCCUCUCCCAAAUGUAUGUGUCAUGAUGGACCUGAAAGCUAGAAUACACUACAGUGAUUUUGUUAGAGAAGAUGCUGACUGCACGGUCCUAGGUGCCAGUGGCCCGUGGGUACUGCGCACCCUUGCUCAGACUCGUCUUGGUAACAGGUCAUGGUAGGGAGAGUGUAUCAGAUGGGAUUGUGCAUACACACAGGAGCGCAGCUUCUUCUCGCGUGCUAAUCCACUGUAGACAUCAGUACUUACAGAGCUAACUCACUGCACGUGAUUCAUAUGAGCCGUGUGUGCUCAGCCCAGUCUUCACCAGUCAGUGUUCAGGUUAGUUUUAGCAUCAACGAUGAGGUCAGGACACGGUGUCCCCACAUGUUAGUGUUCCCGCUUCUGUAAAGCAGGUGAAUUCCUGCCGUUGAAUCCUCGCCUUAACAAUAGAUUUGAAAUGUACUUGGUGCCUUAUUGCUUUUGUGUAAAGCUUGCAAUCAUCUCAACCAAAGUUUGUGUGCUUCCCAACUUUGUCAACCAGGACUGAAAACAUGCCUUCCAUUUGCACUACCUUAACUGCCAGCAAGGCUGAGCAUCUCCCGGGCCUUUGGGAUGUUUGAGCUUUGUUUCUGUGAAUUGCACAUUGUUAUCCAUCUCCCUUUGUAAAAUUGGAGUUGUGUUUUUUUUUUUUUUUUUUGAGACAUUUGUACAAACAGCUAGACAAUCCUAUUACCACAUUAGCAAUUUAUUGUCUUAGUCUAGCGUAUGUCAUUUGCCCUUGUUUAUAUUAAGAUGUUACCACAUGUUGUUUUCUGAAGGGCCAGGCAGUAUUUCAGGCUUCGGGGGCCUGUUUUCAUGCAGCCUUUGCAGCAUGGAAGUGCAUCCUAAUGGAACCAGUGGCUCUCGGCCACUUCUACCACAUCUCAGACGUUUGCCAAUGUCCACAGGCAUUCUUGUUUGUCACUUUAAAGAUGAUUGCUGCUUGUGUCUAGUGGGCAGAGGCCAAAAGAGAUCAUUCUCUGUGUCUUGUGAUGUACAACACAGCCCCGAAAGAAAACGAUGUCAGCUAUGUUCCUGGCCAAACAGAACUGGAUACCACCGUGUCAAUAAAACUUUCACAGAAGCAAAGCAGCUGGCGUAUUGUGCUUAUAAAUGUAGUUUUCUCACCCUUAUUUUAAGUAGCUUUUGUCUGUAUGCUGCUUUACUGGUUUUGUUUCUGAGUUAUCUUUCAUCCCAAGUAGUUUUCUGUAUUUUAUGGCCUUAAAUCUUCCUUCCUAAAAAUACAGAGGAUCAGUAGCAUGUGUGUAAUGACAGCCCAGUAUUUUUGAAACAUGGGUUUUUGUUUGUUUGGUUUUGGUUGAAAUUAUAUGAAAUAAACAUCAUUUCAGAAAAAUA